GCUCAGCAUGUCCGGCAGAGGCAAGGGCGGGAAGGGGCUCGGCAAGGGGGGCGCCAAGCGCCACCGCAAGGUGCUGCGCGACAACAUCCAGGGCAUCACCAAGCCGGCCAUCCGCCGCCUGGCGCGGCGCGGCGGCGUCAAGCGCAUCUCGGGGCUCAUCUACGAGGAGACGCGCGGCGUGCUCAAGGUCUUCCUGGAGAACGUCAUCCGCGACGCCGUCACCUACACCGAGCACGCCAAGAGGAAGACGGUCACGGCCAUGGACGUGGUCUACGCGCUCAAGCGCCAGGGACGCACCCUCUACGGCUUCGGCGGCUAAAGUGAUCUGACGUUAGACUGCGCUUUUAAAACACCCCAAAGGCUCUUUUCAGAGCCGCCCACUUACGCUGGAAAAGAGCUGUGUCCCUUCAACCUAGUCAUGACUUAAUACUAAAACCACUUUUUCACAACUUUGAUGUGUAAAUAGUUUGCUAGGUGGCCUUGUUAAGAUUAAAGUACUAAAGUAGUUACC
Messenger RNA from Lagopus muta (rock ptarmigan), 511 nucleotides. RefSeq names its product histone H4. Gene Ontology annotation, biological process: nucleosome assembly. Gene Ontology annotation, cellular component: nucleosome. The record is from RefSeq and is a predicted model, not a curated record. The coding region runs from base 8 to 319 and encodes 103 amino acids. Lineage: Eukaryota; Metazoa; Chordata; Aves; Galliformes; Phasianidae. Gene Ontology annotation, molecular function: DNA binding; protein heterodimerization activity; structural constituent of chromatin. The transcript has a single exon.